AGUCCUCGUCUGUCUGCUUGGUUCAGGCAGAAACUAGGCAUUCGGUGUCAGUCGGCGAUUCUGUUGGCUAGCAGUCCAGGUCUGGAGUUUUUAGAAGCAAUAAGUAGAGGUUCCGCGUCGUUAGCGUUUCGCGUUGAUCGAAGCCCCGCCAAGAGAGCAGGAUGGCGAAUAAGGGAGCGAAGAAGCGGAAGGAGGAGAACGAGAAGCACCUGAACCGCCUGCAGAAGCUCAUCGUGACCGUUAAUGCGAUUUACAUCCUCGUGCGCCUCUCGCUCUUCUUCGCAUCCUUCACCUGGCGCCAUUGGAUCGGCCUCGUUGUAACCACCUUCGCUUACAAGACGUGCUUCGACCAGAUCGCCUCUCUUGCCGAAGCCACUUAUGACGAGACAGGGCAGCUGAUCGACGGCGGUAGCGACCUCAACAUGGGCGGGCUGUGCGGCUACCUGCACGACAUCAUCUACAUCACUGCAUUCGUCCAGAUCUCCUCCAUUCUCUCAGACUGGUUCUGGCUCAUCUACCUCAUUAUCCCAGCCUUUGCUCUGUGGAAGCUGUGGGAGCUUGUCCUCUAUCCCUACUUUUUCCAAAAAGUGGAACCUGGGGAGGAGGAUCCAAGGGAUAGGAAGAAGCGAGAGAAGAUGGAGCGGAAGGCUGACCGGGCUGCAAGACUAUCCAAGGGGCGAUGAUAACGCAUGCAUUUUGUACAAUGCUUGGGGGCGUACUAAAGUACAUUCAUUGUUGUUAUGUGAGAGGAUGCCUCCAUUUAUGUGUAGUAGUAGUACCGCAAAAUGUUAAGUUGCGUCUCAAACCUAGAGUGGCCAGGCCUCAUCACCCAUUUCAUAUUCAGUUGCAUCCAUUCUUGUUGAA
This is a messenger RNA of Closterium sp. NIES-67, 864 nucleotides long. The record is from the annotation of a GenBank genome assembly. Lineage: Eukaryota; Viridiplantae; Streptophyta; Zygnematophyceae; Desmidiales; Closteriaceae.